Molecule: messenger RNA, 636 nt
Organism: Bombina bombina (fire-bellied toad)
Lineage: Eukaryota; Metazoa; Chordata; Amphibia; Anura; Bombinatoridae
Product: C-C motif chemokine 8
Exons: 4
Coding region: 78-470 (130 amino acids)
Biological process (GO): immune response; neutrophil chemotaxis; cellular response to tumor necrosis factor
Cellular component (GO): extracellular region
Molecular function (GO): CCR chemokine receptor binding; chemokine activity
Source: RefSeq, a predicted model, not a curated record
GCAGACUUAUUGUGUAUAUUCUAUUCACAUGAGCUAAUGACACAAGUCACUGCAAGACCAUAACCCUCCAGAAGAAAAUGUGCAGGAUACUCUUGUUAUCAAUCAUUCUGUUGUCCUCUUAUUCUCUUUCUUAUGGGGAGCCUGAACAAGACUACAGAAGACCAAUUAAAGUCAGUAUCACUUGCUGUACAGAAGUAUCAAAAGCCAAAAUUUCAAAUGAAAUAAUAAACUUCAAGAUUCAACAUGCCAGAGAUCAAUGUGUUAAUGCUGUGAUAUUCCGAACUGAGAUUGAAGGAUCAUUCUGCUCUGAUCCCAGUGCCAGAUGGGUCAGAAAGAAAGUUAAUGAACUGGGUGGGGAUUUAAGCAAAUUGUCUAAAGUAAAAUCUAAGAAGAAAAGGGUUCAGAAAAAGAAAAAAAAGAAAUCUGUAAAAAAGGCUGUUACUGCUUCUUGGUUUCCGUCCACAAGAUGAGGAAAUGACCUAGAAUGCUUUUCACAGAGACAAAUAAUUUCUAAGCUGUUUGUGUUCAACAUGUUUAAUAUUUGUACUUUAUGUUAUGAUGUGUGUGUUUGAUUUUAAAUCAGAUUUGUAUGACCUUGAUGUAAAUAAACUUUCUAGUUGGCAAACCGUACAAGAA